This is a messenger RNA of Glarea lozoyensis ATCC 20868, 2331 nucleotides long. RefSeq names its product WD40 repeat-like protein. Lineage: Eukaryota; Fungi; Ascomycota; Leotiomycetes; Helotiales; Helotiaceae. Gene Ontology annotation, biological process: maturation of LSU-rRNA from tricistronic rRNA transcript (SSU-rRNA, 5.8S rRNA, LSU-rRNA); ribosome biogenesis. The coding region runs from base 1 to 2331 and encodes 776 amino acids. The transcript has 3 exons. The record is from RefSeq and is a predicted model, not a curated record. Gene Ontology annotation, cellular component: preribosome, large subunit precursor; PeBoW complex. Gene Ontology annotation, molecular function: protein binding; ribonucleoprotein complex binding.
AUGGCUCCCUCAACGCUCGAUCGAAAGCGCAAAGCUGUUACUCGCGAUGUUCCGGAACAUUCUGAUAUAGAAUCAGAAGCAGAAUUUGGAGAUGGUCUUCUCGAGGGGAUUUUGUCGCAAAGUGAAGAUUCGGAGGGUGACAGCGGGGACGAAGAAGAAGAUAGCGAGGACGAGGAAGCAGAAGAACUGGACGAACUAGAAGCUCUCGACAGCGAUGAGAUUCCUUCAGAAAACGGGGAAGCAGAAGCAGAUGGAUUGAAUGGAGAUUCUGUCAACAGCAAAAGUGCACAGGACAUGGUGAAAAGCAUCUUAGGGGACCAGCAGACGCUCGAGGACGAGCAAGACAUACCAAAUUAUACAGUAGUUGCAGACGCCAAUGGAGGAGAAAGAUAUGUGUAUGAGGAAAUCAACCCCGUUUACGAUUCCGACGACUCGGACGCAGCCGUCGCCGAGAAUACAAUAGGAAAUAUCCCACUCAGUUUCUACGAUUCAUAUCCUCAUAUUGGUUACGAUAUUAACGGAAAGAAAAUAUUACGGCCUGCAAAGGGAGAAGCAUUGGAUGCUUUGCUGGACAGUAUAGAUAUACCGAAAGGAUGGACAGGUCUUACAGAUCCUGCGACUGGAAAACCUCUCAAUCUGAGCCAGGAUGAGCUGGAAAUUCUACGAAGGAUACAGACCAACGAGCUUCCGGAAGAUGGAUAUGACCCAUAUCCAGCUACUGUUGAAUAUUUCACUGGCAUUGAAGAAAAAAUGCCACUCAGUGCAGCCCCCGAACCAAAGCGAAGAUUCCUCCCGUCGAAACAUGAAGCCAAAAGAGUGAUGAAGAUUGUCCGAGCGAUACGGGAAGGUAGAAUAAUGCCAUAUAGACCACCCGAGGAGCAAAAGGAAGAAGAUGAAGAAGUGCACUACGAUAUAUGGCAGGAUGAGCAGCCUCGGCCCGAUCACGUUAUGAAUAUUCCCGCACCAAAGAUGGCGCCUCCAGGUUACGAUAUGAGUUAUAAUCCACCUCCUGAGUAUCUUCCAACAAAGGCAGAGAAGCAGGCCUGGGAAUCAACAGACGCCGAGGACCGAGAAAAGGAGUAUCUUCCAACAUCUUACGAUUCGCUGCGUAAGGUGCCGGGUUAUGAAAAAUUCAUCAACGAGAGAUUCGAACGGUCAUUGGAUUUGUAUCUGGCUCCUCGAGUCCGAAAGAAUCGACUGAACAUCGACCCAGCGUCGUUAUUGCCCAAGCUACCCCGACCAGAAGAGCUCAAGCCAUUUCCAACCGUUUGCUCUACGCUAUUCCGCGGUCAUGAAGGACGUGUUAGAUCAUUGGCGAUUGACCCUUCAGGUGUAUGGCUUGCAAGUGGGGGUGAUGAUGGUACAGUCCGGGUGUGGGAGCUCUUGACUGGAAGACAACUCUGGAGUGCGAAGAUUGGGGACGAUGAGGCUGUCAAUGUUGUCAGAUGGCGGCCUGGAAGAGACGCUGUCAUCUUGUCGGCAGGUGCUGGAGAAGAUAUCUAUCUCCUCGCACCACCGAUUGUAGACCCAGAAACGGAUGCUGCUAGCCGAGAGAUUCUAGACCAUGGCUUUGGGCAUGCAACAAAUGCAACACAGACACUCACAGCAAAUGGUGCUAGAAAGGAACCUGUAGCCAAAUGGACUCGACCAGGAACGCGCCUGGAGGAUGAGGGGGUACUCAUCAAGAUCACAGUCCGAACAACAGUAAAAGUCAUUAGUUGGCAUCGCCGAGGAGACUUCUUCUCUACAGUAUCGCCUACAGCCCAAAGAAGCGCAGUCGCUAUUCACACUUUAUCAAAGCAUCUCACACAAAUCCCAUUCAGACGUCUACCCGGUAUCGCUCAAACCGUCCAAUUCCAUCCAUCCCGACCCCUCUUCUUCGUCGCAACCCAACGCACAAUCCGCAGCUACGAUCUCCAAAAGCAAGAACUCGUCAAGAUCAUCCAGCCCGGCGCCCGCUGGAUCUCAUCCUUCGACAUCCAUCCCGGAGGAGACAAUCUCAUCGUCGGCUCCUACGACCGCCGUCUCCUAUGGCACGAUCUCGAUCUCUCCACCCGCCCCUACAAAACCAUGCGUUUCCACAAUAAAGCCAUCCGCGCAGUCAAAUACCACAAAGGUGGUUUCCCACUCUUCGCGGACGCCAGUGACGACGGUAGCCUGCAAAUCUUCCAUGGCAAGGUUGUCAGUGAUCUGAUGGAGAAUGCGACGAUCGUGCCGGUGAAGGUGUUGAAGGGUCAUAAGGUCAAGAGCGCAUUAGGCGUCAUGGAUAUCGAUUGGCAUCCGAAGGAACCGUGGUGUGUUAGUGCUGGGGCGGAUGAGCGGGAAACAUGA